Messenger RNA from Zalophus californianus (California sea lion), 4664 nucleotides. It is a transcript of the gene AP5S1, whose product is annotated as adaptor related protein complex 5 subunit sigma 1. Lineage: Eukaryota; Metazoa; Chordata; Mammalia; Carnivora; Otariidae. The record is from RefSeq and is a predicted model, not a curated record. The transcript is spliced from 4 exons. The coding region runs from base 374 to 976 and encodes 200 amino acids. Gene Ontology annotation, cellular component: lysosome; AP-type membrane coat adaptor complex; late endosome. Gene Ontology annotation, biological process: double-strand break repair via homologous recombination; endosomal transport.
CGCGCAGCAGCCAUUGCUCUCCUGCUGCGGAGUGGAGCGUUCUGUUAGCAGAAGUCCGCGGGCAGGAAAGGAAGGAUCCAGAUAUUUGCUUCCGGUGUGCCCCGCUGCCUUCCCACCCCGGGCCGGCAACUGAGCCAGGCGGACUCUGCUGUUAGUAGUAGUACCAUUAUUUAGUAGACUUUAUUUUUAAGUAAUCUGAAACUUGUGGAAAACUUAAGGCGUUUUCUUAUAAAGAGCUACCUUACACCCUUUGAUAAUUAAGUUAGCCGCAGCUACGAUGCCGCUUUAUCUGUGUAUUUAGAGGUACUUCAGUGUGUAUUUUCUAAAAACGAGGACAUUCUCCUACAUCCAGAAUCAGUGCCCGCCUGGAGCCAUGGUCCACGCUUUCCUCAUCCACACCUUGCGGGCUCCACAGGCCCAGGACACGGGCCUUUGCCGAGUGCUCUACUCCUGUGUCUUUGGUGCUGAGAAUUCACGCGAUGACCCACGACCACAUGGUGCUGAGCGGGACAGGCUCCUCCGAAAGGAGCAGAUUUUGGCUGUGGCCAGGCAGGUGGAAUCCAUGUGCCGGCUGCAGCAGCAGGCAUCUGGCCGGACCCCCAUGGACCUGCAGCCUCAGUCCUCAGAUGAGCCAGUGCCCCUGCAUGAGGCCCCCCUUGGGGCCUUCCGCCUGGCAGCAGGGGACCCUUUCCAGGAGCCUCGGACAGUGGUAUGGCUGGGCGUGCUCUCAUUAGGCUUCGCCCUGGUGCUGGAUGCCCACGAGAACCUGCUACUGGCCGAGGGCACACUCCGGCUGCUGGCACGCCUCCUCCUUGACCACCUCCGGCUGCUGACCCCCAGCACCAAUCUCCUGCUUCGGGCUGAUCGCAUCGAGGGCAUCCUCGCCCGCUUCCUGCCCCAUGGUCAAUUGCUCUUCCUCAAUGACCAGUUUGUCCAGGGUCUGGAGAAGGAAUUUAGUGCUGCGUGGCCCCGCUAACCACUCCCUGGGAUGGGACUUCCUGAGAGGGCAAGGAGGGAGGACAGGGAUGGAUGGACACACACACAGCCAGGUGAAGCUUGGCAUCGGCCUCCUUCCCAGCCUGUUCCCAGCGUAGGUGUGGUACCACACCCAGGACAAGUGGACACCACAAGCUGGCAGAAAAGGGGGCUGGGCAAAGGGUGGUGGGGAGGAAUCCCAGAACAUCUUAUGCCUGGAGGUGCCAUGUGACUCAUUCAUACUGCUGCGGUGGGCCAGCCCCACCUGUCCUUGACCCCAGUUUCUCCCAUCUCCGGCAGCCAGCCCCAAAAACAGUCUAGCAGUUGCUAGUGUUGGAGCAUGAGGAGUGGAACUCAGCCCACUUUCUCUUUCCAAGCCCACAGUCAUCGCAGUGCAAAGGGAAUCUGAGACUCCCAGGGUUGGGGAGCUGGCUGCAGCCUUUGCACCCACUUAGGCAACAUUAUCAACAAGGAUUUUGUCAGUGAGGGCCUGUUCAGUGUCCAGCCCCACCAUAGUUCCCAAAUGUGUCAUUCAUUCAGCAGGGGGAUUCUGUAGCUCAUUUUGGGUGCAGCCCUUGCCCACAGGCAGCCUUGAGAUAAUCACAGGUUUCCUUCGUCUGCAGGGAAAGAAGGUACCAUCAGGUGGUUGCAAGAUGUCUGGCCAGGAUGAAGUUGUCAUUCUCGUUUUGAACUAAAAGCACUGAUUGUAUGAUUUCAUGCUCCUGUUUCUGUAAGAUUGGCUAGUGCAUAUUUGCUUUGAUGAGUAUUUGCCUCUUUGUAUGGCCCUGAGCUGGGUACCUGAGCCUUCAUGGUCAGAUAUGCCCCCAAGAAGCAUCUUGGGAGGUUUCCACCUCUCGUGCCCCACAUCACCCCUGUCUCUGUAUGUGCCUCCUUUGGAUGGUAGCACUUGUUUUCUCUACCAAAAUGUGGUGGGUUGGUUUGGAUUUCUGAGAAGCAGAGUCUGAGAUAAGGAUUAGGUACAAGCAGUUUACAUGGGAGGUGAUCCCAGGAAGCACUGGAAGGGGAGGCAGUCCAUACAAGUACAUUAUCAAGGGUGGAUAGGGUGCUUCAUGCCUCUGGGGACCUGUAAUACAACAGUCACCUCUGAAUGACCUUACAGGAGGGGUGAGGGGCUGUGGAUGUUUGUCUGCCAUUCCCUUCAGUCAGUGGUUGUGAGUUGGUCCUAGGGCAAAUUCCCUGGCUCUUUCUGCCCCCAGAAAAGGGCAGUGUGGAGUUGGGCCUGGCUACACAAUGGUAAAGCCUAAAGGAAUGUGCCUAGGGCACCAAACUCCUAUUAAGAGUCUUUAAUCAGCAGCUCUAGUGGUGGUUUAAAAUGGUUCUGCUGGAAAAAACCUCUGUUUACAUCUGUUUCCAUGAUCUGAAUGUUACCUGUGAGGUGUGACUUUCUUGCACAGGUAAAAUGAGCCUCCUAGGUGGUCAGGGUUCAGGUUUUGGCCUCACCAUGCUUGCCAAGUAUCAGUUGCCCUUUGGCACCCAGGAAGGACCCACCCACACCCACACAGACAGCACCUAUGAUCAGGGUUUUGCUUUUCUGAGUCUGCAGCAAAUGUCACCAGCCAUGUCGUGUUUUUUACCAUCGCCAUUGGGACAAGGCUACCUUCUCCAUCAUAGGUGCCACAAAUCACCCUCUGACUUUGAAGACCUUGAGGGACCUUACUCUGAGUGUGGCAAGUCAUGCCUCUGGAAAUGUCCCUCAGAUCCCUAGCGGGUCACCCCUGCUCCAUAGUCUGCUCUCUUGGGCUGCCCCUUCCUUCAUUCCAGGUUAGUGGUCCUGGUGGAGUGCCCGUGUUCUCACAAGAACAGGCCCCUCUGGCUUUGUUUGAAGAGCGCAAGCUUGGCUGGUCUGAAACCUUUCUGCCUAUUUUUCUAACCAGACUUGAAGAAGGUGAGGCCCUGCUCCCCUGGAAGCUGUGGGAAAUUGGGGUUAGGUGGGUUUGGUAUCCUUGGUUCCCGCCAGGUGGAGGAAAUGGGUGUGCAGAGAAUGGCAGAGACUGAGUGUUGAGCUCUUGGUUUCUGUUCCAGUUGCCCAGUUAGUACGUGGGUUUCCUUAAUCCUGUGAGCUUGCCCAUUGCUGUUUCCAUAUAUUCCCACUUUUGCCCCAGCACCUCUGAGCCAGGUUUCUGCCACAACUUCUUAUGCUUACGUCAGGUUCAUCAAACCUGCCUAGGUGCUAUUAGGGUGCGAGAUGCUCCUUAGAGUCCAGGAGACAGCUGGAUACUACGCCUGCAAAGUGGCACAGGUUAAGUAUCACUAAAUUGAUCCAAAGUGCUUUAAAUGUCCAAAGACUUUUCUUCUAUGUUUAUCUCCUAGGAGUUUUAUUGUUUCGUGUUUUUACAUUUAGGUCUACAGUACAUUUUGAGUUAAUUUUUGUGAGAAGUGUAAGUUCUGUGUCUACACUGAUGUUUUUGCAUGUGAUGUCCAGUUAUUCCAGCAUCAUUUGUUGAAAAGACUAUAUAUUUGCUUCAUUGUAUUGCUUUUGCUACUUUAUCAAAGACCAGUUGACUGUAUUUAUGGGGGUUUAUUUCUGGGCUCUCCCUUCUGUUCCAUUGAUCUGUUUCUCUAUUCUUUUGCUCGUAACACGCUGUCUUUUUUUUUUUUUAAGAUUUUAUUUAUUCAUUUGCGAGAGAGACAGAGAACAAGCAGGGGGAGAGGCAGAGGGAGAGGGAGAAGCAGACUCCCUGCUGAGCAAGGAGCCCGAUGCGGGACUCGAUCCCAGGACCCUGGGAUCAUGACCUGAGCUGAAGGCAGACGCUUAACCAUCUGAGCCACCCAGGCGCCCGUGUAACACACUGUCUUGAUUACUGGAGCUUUACACAGUAGUAAGUCUUAAAGGCAGGUAGUGUCAGUUCUCUAACUUUGUUCUUCUCCUUCAAUAAUGAGUUGGCUGUUCCGGGUCUUUUGCCUCUACAUAUAAACUUUAGAAUCAGUUUGUCAGAUCCACAAAAUAACUUGUUGGGAAUUUGAUUGGGAUCCCAUUAAAUCUGUAGAUCAGAUAGAUGAGGUUGGGAAGAACCGACAUUUUGACAAUAUUGAGUCUUCUGAUCCAUGAACAGGGAAUAAUAUCUCUUCACUUAUUUUGUUCUCCUUUGAUUUCUUUCAUCAGAGUUUUGUGGUUUUCCUCAUAUAGCUCUUAUACCUAUUUUGUUAGAUUUAUACCUAAGUUUCAUUUUGGGGGUAUUAAUGAUACCUGUGUAAACAGCAGUAUAUUUUUCAUUUCAAUUCCAUUUGUUCAUUGUUGGUAAAGAGGUAAGUGAAUGACCUUUGAGUAUUAAUUUUAUAUCCUACAACCUUGCUGUGGUCAUUUAUUCGUUCCAACAGUUUUUUCUUCUGAAUCUUUCAUCUUUUCUACAUGGGCAGUUUUGUCAUCUGUGAUCAGAUACGAGUUUUAUUUUUCCUUCCUAAUGCAUAUAGCUUUUAUUUCCUUUUCUUGUCUUACUGAGUAAGUAGCACUUCCAGGACAGUGUUAAAAAGGAGUGGUGAGAUGGAACAUCCUUUUCUUGUUCCUGAUCUUAGUGGGGAAGCUUCUAGUUUCUUGCCAUUAACUAUGCUGACUGCAAGAGGUGCCUGGGUGGCUCAGUCGUUAAGUGUCUGCUUUCGGCUCGGGUCAUGAUCCCAGGGUCCUGGGAUCGAGCCCCACAUCGGGCUCCCUGCUCCGCAGGAAGCCUGCU